AUGAACGGUCCGGAAACGAAGCUGAGGCGCUCGAUGGCGGAUGGGCCUGGCUUUUGGUCGACUAUCAUUACUGUCCUUGUCGGCGAAGACGAAGAGGUGAAGAAGUUCUUAGUACACCAAGAUCAGCUCACGAUAAGCUCCGAGUUCUUCAAGAAAGCGCUGAGUGGUGACUGGGAGGAGAGCUCUACCCGGACCGUCCAGCUACCUGAGACAGAUGUCACGGCGUUCGGUAUAUACGUCAAAUGGCUCUAUAGCGGGAAGUUCUACAUCAUGGAAGACAACGACAAGAGCGACAAGGAUGAGGAUGAUCUCAUUCCUGAUCAUGAGCUGGAUAAGUGGCAUAGUUGCUAUGUACUGGGCAGUUUCCUCCAAGAUCUGGACUUCAAGGACGCAUUGAUCGACAUGCUCAUUGAGAAGGCUCGGUUAGAACUCGCCUUCUCUAUACAUCUAGUUGAGUCGGUGUAUGAUUUCUCUUUAGCAACUUCCCCUCAUCGAGAACUGGUUGUACACGCUGUCGCACAUGUUUGGCCCAAUCCUUUCUUUCAAAUAAAAGUUUUGAAAGAGCAGCCCGCAGAGUUCUUGGCGGAUCUCCUGGUUUACAUUGGUCCGCCGGCGAAACUACGUAUAUUCCAAGCGCAGAGCGUCAACGACUUCUUCAAGGAUCUGAAGCCCUGCAGGUAUCACGAGCAUACUCUGAACAACAGUCCCUGUUACAAGACGAAGAAGAGGUUCUUCGCCUGAGCAUCUCGACCACUACCACGGCGACCCACACAUGGGCACACACUUUCCCACUUCAGUCCCUCCACCUACCCACCUGCUACACGAC
Dothidotthia symphoricarpi CBS 119687 is the source of this 826-nucleotide messenger RNA. RefSeq lists its product as uncharacterized. Gene Ontology annotation, molecular function: protein binding. The transcript is spliced from 3 exons. Lineage: Eukaryota; Fungi; Ascomycota; Dothideomycetes; Pleosporales; Dothidotthiaceae. The coding region runs from base 1 to 741 and encodes 246 amino acids. The record is from RefSeq and is a predicted model, not a curated record.